UUUCCUCAGAAUAGUACAGCCCAGACUGAAGGUGGAAGAGAGAGGAUUGCUCUUCACCUGCUUAGCAGUCAAGGUUCACCAUUACCCGGAAGUUCUUCCUUGUAAGGAGGGGGGGGGUCUUUUCUCCCUUGAUGCAGUGAGCAUCCCCCACCCUUUGCUGCUUCCAUGGGGUUUGUUUGAGAGGAGUCCACAGAGAUGGAAAGAUGCGUCUCCCCUGGCACUAACCGAGACCCUGAAAUAUUGGGUUGCUAUGGGAAUUUUAUGAUAAUCUGAGAGGAAGUAAGUCCUGGUAAUAUGUUGCAGUUACUCAUGAUGUGCCUGAAGUGAAGAGGAAACACUUAACCUAUCUAAGUGCCAAGGCUCUGCUGUGUCAUGGCUACAGACUCUGGUGAAUCAGCCAGCACAGAGGAAUCGGAGAAACCUGAUGGAGUUUCUUUGGAAUGUAGGGACCCGUUUGCUGAUGCUACUUUGACCAUGGAGGCCAGGACCAAAGAGGGUGUCAGUGUACCUGCCUCUGGAGCAACUACAGAAAGGAAAAGGUUUUUCCGAAAGAGUGUGGAGAUAAUGGAAGAUGAAAAAGUCUUAGAACCCACUCCAAGGGAUGAACAAGAGCCGUUUAUAGUGGAUGACCAGAGGAUGUCCCAGCUCUCUGCAAGCACCCUGGGGGCAGGGCAGGAAGCCAGAAAUGAGCAUGGCCCGAAAGUGAAUUUGGAAGCCUCGAAGGAGAGGACCAAGAAAGAGAUAGAGGAGGAGGCAGAGAUGAAAGCUGUGGCUACAUCACCAGGUGGAAGGUUUCUGAAAUUUGACAUUGAGCUGGGCAGAGGGGCCUUCAAAACAGUCUUCAAGGGUCUAGACACAGAAACCUGGGUAGAAGUCGCUUGGUGUGAACUGCAGGACAGGAAGCUGACCAAAGCAGAGCAGCAGAGGUUUAAAGAGGAGGCCGAGAUGCUCAAGGGCCUGCAACACCCUAACAUUGUCCGAUUUUAUGAUUCCUGGGAAUCAACAGUUAAAGGAAAGAAGUGCAUUGUAUUGGUAACUGAGCUGAUGACAUCUGGAACACUGAAGACGUACUUAAAGCGUUUCAAAGUCAUGAAGCCAAAGGUCUUAAGGAGCUGGUGUCGACAGAUCUUAAAAGGGCUGCAUUUCCUGCACACAAGAACCCCGCCUAUCAUCCACCGUGAUUUGAAAUGUGACAACAUCUUCAUCACAGGACCCACUGGUUCAGUGAAGAUUGGCGACUUGGGACUGGCCACCUUAAUGCGCACAUCAUUCGCUAAGAGUGUCAUUGGAACUCCUGAAUUCAUGGCUCCUGAGAUGUAUGAAGAACAUUAUGAUGAGUCUGUGGAUGUCUAUGCUUUUGGAAUGUGCAUGCUGGAGAUGGCAACUUCUGAAUACCCUUACUCUGAAUGUCAGAAUGCUGCUCAAAUCUACAGAAAAGUAACCAGUGGCAUUAAACCUGCCAGUUUUAACAAAGUGACUGACCCAGAGGUGAAAGAGAUCAUUGAAGGCUGCAUUCGGCAAAACAAGUCUGAAAGGCUAUCUAUCAAAGAUCUCUUGAACCAUGCCUUCUUUGCUGAGGACACUGGACUCAGAGUGGAGCUGGCAGAGGAUGAUGAUGGGCUAAAUUCCUCCCUGGCUUUGAGACUUUGGGUGGAAGAUCCCAAGAAGCUGAAAGGCAAGCACAAAGAUAACGAAGCUAUUGAGUUCAGUUUUAACCUGGAAACAGAUGUCCCAGAGGAAGUAUCUUGUGAAAUGGUGAAGUCAGGAUUCUUUCAUGAAAGCGACUCCAAAGCUGUAGCUAAAUCCAUCCGGGAUCGUGUUGCCUUGAUCAAGAAGACACGGGAGCGGAGACAGGUGGGCUACCUGGAGGAGAGGAGGGACUCUCAAAGCAAACUUCCAAGUGGGCUACCAUUACUCCAGUCACAAGGCUCAUCUUUCAGCACUCCUUCCCAGCAGAGCAAGACUGAAUGUGAGGAAACGGAGGUUGAUCAACAUGUCCGACAGCAGAUCCUUCAACAAAUUCAGCAUAGCUCCUCCCUCACUGCUGAUAGCUUAUCUGAGAGAGGGACAGGAUCUGUUAUACUGUCCGAUGCCUCCAGUCAACAUACCUUCUCCUCGGAAAAGAUUAGAGGCGCUCAGCAAGCCCCCAAACUCUCACAAGCUGAAAACAGUGUUCAGGGGCAAAUCUACACUUCUCAGCAGCUGGUGGGGCAUUACCAGCCCAUGGCAGGGGUCCAGGUGCAGCAGCAGCAGCAGCAGCAGACAACAAAUGUGACCCACUCCAAUGUUUUACCACUAAUCCAAAGUCAACCUUCACCUCUAUCUACCCACACCUUGGCACCCCCUGCAGCUCCCCAAGCCCAGGCCUCCCCUGUUGCAGUUCAGCAGUUCACACCAAGGCUGCCUCCAGAUGCACAGGUACCCUACAGUGCAGAGGGGCAGCCAUUGGAUGGAUCCACCAUGGGCAUCCCUCAGCAGAUCUUGACAGUCACUUCCCCUCAGAAUAUAUCUUCUCCGCAGAUGGUGAACAAGCACCUGUCAGCUAACGUACAACUGGCCUCUGCUGCUAGGAUUGGUAACCAGGCUUCAGCUGCUGCAGUAGUACCCGUGGAACUGGAGCACCCUCCGGCUAGCUUUGUGCCUGCCAGUCAUUCCCCUGUGCUGCAGGGGCAGCCUUCAGCUCCGUUUGUCAACAGCAUACAAGGUUUGGCACAGGGCCUUGCUAAUUCCUCAGCUCUCCAGUCAGCUCCGCAAGGAGUUGUGGCAGCUCAGCAACCCCAGCAAGUUCCCCAACAGGUGGCAUCUAUGCAACCAACUCAGCAAACCGCUCAGCAGAUGGCAUCUACACCACAAGCUCCCCAACAAGUUCCCCAGCAGGUGGUGGCUACGCAGCAGCCUCAGCAACAGGUGGGCUCCAUACAGCAACCCCAGCAGGUUCCCCCACAGUUGGCAUCCAUGCAGCAGGCUCAGCAGGCUCAGCAACUGGCAUCCAUGCAGCAGGCUCAGCAACUGGCAUCCAUGCAGCAGGCUCAGCAACUGGCAUCCAUGCAGCAGGCGCAGCAGCAGGCGCAGCAAGUGCAGCAGGCGCAGGCGCAGCAAGUAGCGUCCAUGCAGCAGGCGCAGCAGCAGGCGCAGCAAGUGGCGUCCAUGCAGCAGGCGCAGCAGCAGGCGCAGCAACAACUGGCAUCCAUGCAGCAGGCUCAGCAGCAGGCGCAGCAGGCAGCAUCCAUGCAGCAGGCUCAGCAACUGGUAUCUAUGCAGCAGGCUCAGCAACAGCCUCAGCAAGUGGUGCCGGCGCAGCAGGCGCAGCAGGCGGCAUCCAUGCAGCAGGCUCAGCAACUGGCGCAGCAAGUGGCGUCCAUGCAGCAGGCGCAGCAGCAGGCGCAGCAAGUGGCGUCCAUGCAGCAGGCGCAGCAGCAGGCGCAGCAAGUGGCGUCCAUGCAGCAGGCGCAGCAGCAGGCGCAGCAAGUGGCGUCCAUGCAGCAGGCGCAGCAGCAGGCGCAGCAAGUGACGUCCAUGCAGCAGGCGCAGCAGCAGGCACAGCAAGUGGCGUCCAUGCAGCAGGCACAGCAGCAGGCGCAGCAAGUGGCGUCCAUGCAGCAGGCGCAGCAGCAGGCACAGCAAGUGGCGUCCAUGCAGCAGGCACAGCAGCAGGCGCAGCAAGUGGCAUCCAUGCAGCAGGCGCAGCAGCAGGCACAGCAAGUGGCGUCCAUGCAGCAGGCGCAGCAGAUUGCUCAGCAGGUGGCGUCCAUGCAGCAGGCUCAGCAGCAGGCUCAACAAGUGGCAUCCAUGCAGCAGGUUCAGCAGAUUCCGCAGCAGGUUCCCCAGCAAGUGGCAUCCAUGCAGCAGCCCCAGCAGAUGCUUCGGCAAAUGGCAUCUGUUCAACAGCCUCAGCAGAUGUCCCAGCAAGUUCCCCAGCAGGUGACAUCCAUGCAGCAGCCCCAGCAUGUUCCUCAGCAGGUGGCAUCUGUUCAACAGCUUCAGCAGGCAGCAGCCAUGCAGCAGUCUCAGCAACAACUGGGUUCCAUUCAGCAAUCUCCACAAGUUCCCCAGCAGAUUAGCUCCUUCCAGCAAUCUCAGCAGAUGGGUCCCAUUCAACAGCCCCAGCACGUUGUGUCUGUACACCAGGUCUCUUCCAUACCACAGGCCCUGGCACCAACACAGCAGUGUCUGCAGUAUCCAGGAAUGCCCCUAGAUACUUUGGCACAGCCUUCACUGUCCCAGCAAGAGCAGCAGGCUAUUCAGUUGCACCAAUCCACAGAUCAGCAUCCUUGUGUAAUGCAACAGAUGUUAUUUCACCUGCCUCUGCAGCAGCAAAAGCAGGAGCAAUUUGUUCUCCAUGCUAGCUCCAUAGAGCAGCUGCCAGCUGUGACUCAGCAAGACAUGGAAAAGCAACUGCAGGCUGAACUCUCAGGUUCAACUCCAGAACAGGUGGCUUACUCCAUGCAAACACACUACCAGCUGCAAGGCCAAGAGCAGCUAAUAUAUCCAGCACAGCCCCCACACCAAUUACCAGCCUCAGAGCAGCUGACACACCAAGUACAGCCAACCAACCAGAUGCAGGGCCUAGAGCAAGCCGCAUGUCAGAGGCAUGUCACUUACACAGUGCAGGGCACGGAUCAACCUCCCUGCCCAGAGCAACGGGUUUAUGCCGCUCCUGGGGUCUAUUCAGGACAGCCCCUGGACCAACCAACAUAUCCAGUGCAGCCUUUUUACCAAGGGCAGGCAACUUACAUUACCCAACCACCACCAUAUCUUGCUCAAACUCCAGAGGUCCAGCAAGCUCACUUAGCAGUACAGGUCACCGAUCAACCAAGUUUGGCCAUGCAUUCUCCUGAGCGAUCAUUAUAUAUGAUGAAGGAUGGUGACACUGGCUGCAUGGAUCAGCCGGUUUGCUCAUCGCAACCAAUGGAAAUCCGUGCUUACCCUUCUGAGCAGCACCAGCCUGAGCCACCAACGUAUCUGAUACAGCAAGAUUCUGGCAUAGGGCAUCAGCAGCUACAGCCUCCUAACAUGGUACAGAGGAUUGCAGAAGGACAACAACCAAUGACCCCCUUUGGCCCAUCUCAGCCGUCUUUUAUAUCACAAAUGCAACCACAGCCUCCUUACCAGGAACUAAGCCAGAAUCCUAUUCCUCAGCUGCUCAAAGCCACAAUCCCCCAGCCUGUCCCAAACAUGUUACAGACUCUGUCUUCUGUGCCAGAACAGCUGGAUCAAGCAUAUGCAUUGCAACAGCCAUCAGAACUGCCAGAGCUUCUACACAGUGCUAGUCUCCUCCAGCAGCCUCAGGCAUUUCAGCCAGCUGACAAUAACCAACCAUUUGCCCCUCCGUCAGUACAGCCAGCAUGUGUUCAACAGCAGCCGAUGUGUCAGACAUCAGUGUUAUCGGCAGAGUCAGCCGUCCAGAAGCAGGUGCCUUCUAAGAGUCCUGUGGAAGCACCUGUUAACCAGCAAUCAUCUCUUAGUGCAGUGACUCAGACACACCAAGGGCAUGUUCAAGGACAUGAUACUCCACAGGUUUCCACCUCAACAUCAGAGCAACAACCAACAGCCCAAAGGCAAGAUUCUACUCAAGGACUAAUUCCUGACCUAGCCACUCUGAAAGAAGGUGCCAAUGGGUGUGACCUCCCAAGUGGAAAUGGCAAACAAGACAAGAGCAAGCAGAGGAGGACCUCCUGUGCCCGAACAGAGAAGGGAACCAAGUUUCAGCUCACUGUGCUGCAGGUGUCAACGUCAGGGGACAACACUGUGGAGUGUCAGCUUGAGACUCAUAACAACAAGAUGGUUACAUUUAAAUUUGAUGUUGAUGGAGAUGCUCCCGAAGACAUUGCUGACUACAUGGUUGAAGAUAACUUUGUGUUAGAAAACGAGAAAGAGAAAUUUGUUGAUGAACUGAGGGCUAUCGUUUGCCAAGCCCAGGACAUAAUCCGCAGUCUUCCUGUUGAAGAUCGAGCCUCUGGUGCAGAGUCUGCUUCUGAUCCUGCCAACAGCCAAACAGGAUCUUCUGAACAAGUUCAGAUAAACCCAGCAUCUACUCAAACUGGCAGUGACUCUGCUCCCCAGUCAUCCCCUGUUGGCCGCUGGAGAUUUUGCAUCAAUCAGACAAUAAGGAACAGAGAAUCCCAGGCACCUUACACUCUUCUACAGUCAACUACAGCUGCCCCAGUCUGUCAGAUAACAGACCAACUAAAGGAAAGUGCCAAAGAAGAUAGCCCCCAAGAUUGUCCCCUGAGUGUGGAAAAUCUUAGCAACCAGCAGAGGCAUACCCCAUCUUCCAGCUCAAAUGAGCUGUUAAGUGACAGUACGAUGUCUGAACCCCAAAUGUCAGAAACAGAGCAGUCAGCUCUUCCUUACCAAGUGGAAGACAGCAUGGACAAGUGGCUGUCUGCCACUGCUGGUGACAACAAUGAUACCAGUGCUUGUGAUCCUGCUUCUUGGCUGGAGUCUUUGGGGGAAGAGACUCAGGCUGAUGGAACUCUCCAUUCUUCAUCUACACCUCCUCUAACAUCUGGCAUUGCUGAGCUGAAUUUGUCCACUGAGGCCUUCAUAUCCAGACCAACCACAUGUCACAUCUUGGCCACUGACGAAGCAGAUAACUCGAUGAAUGCUGAACAGGCCAGUGCUUCGGUUCAGGGCCUGGCCCCAGAAGGCACUUCCUUUACUUCUGCUCUGGAGUCGGACAGCGAGGGUCCCCCUAAGAUGGAUUUUGUCGACAACAACAUCAAAACUCUGGAUGAGAAGCUGCGGACGCUUCUGUACCAGGAACACAGCUUGUCGGGAACUUCCCCUGAGAGCCAGAAAGACACACAAAGUGCAGUGGAGUCUCCGUUCUCAUCUUCUGCUGAAGAUACUCUCCCUUGCCCAGUAACUGAAGCACUGGACAUUAAUUCCCCUGAAGAAACCCAGCAAAGCCCCACCAAGCUUUCUGAUCCCCAGGCUAUGCUCAUCCCAUCUGCGAGUCAUCCUGACAGUUUGCCAGUGCUGAGGAGGGAACCCAGUGCUAUCACCUCUGCUCCCAGUGAUCUCUGUAUGCAUGAGACGUCCCCUGAGGCUUCAUUUCCUGAGAACCCUGUGGCCUGUCCUGCUUCAGCAUCAAGUGGUGGAGCUGUGCACCUGCAUGCAGGAGGUGGAUAUUUUGGCCUAAGCUUUACUUGCCCUAGUCUCAAAAACCCUAUUAGCAAGAAAUCCUGGACUCGCAAAUUAAAAAGCUGGGCAUACAGGCUACGGCAGACCAGCUUUUUCAAGAAAUCAAAAGUCCGGCAAGAAGAGAUGACUGGUGAUGUUACUCCUGACUGGAUUUCUCUCUCUGAGCAAGCAACAGUGGAGAAUAAAGCAACUAGUCAUUCUAAAUCUGUGGCUGGAUCAUUCCAACGAGGCCGCUUUCAGGUCAUCACGGUGCCACAGCAGUUGGCCUCAGGUGGUUCAGAAAAUGAACCCUGUGAGAUGCUUCCUUCCUCGGAGCUUGGGGCAGAAGCAGGGGCUUCCAGACAAGGAGAAAUUGCUCCGUUGACCAGUGCUGUGGGUGAAAUGGAUGUGGCCUCUACUACCCCUGAGCAGCGGGAACUGGAGGAGACCUCUGCCACCACUAGCAGCAUGCAGUCUUGCUCAGAGCCAUGGUCCAAAGGUGGUUUUGUGCGGAAGCAGCCUAGCUCUGACAGCGAACUUUCUGCCCCCAUGGGCGGUAGCCUGGAGGGCUGGGAGCGUAGCCAGCCGUCGCAGGAGGAGAGGGCUGGAACCCACUCAAAGAGACGCAGUUCCCACUUUUACUCUCCAUCUUCCCCUAUGAGCAGCGAUGACGAAUCUGAGAUUGAAGAUGAGGACUUGAAGGUGGAGCUGCAGCGUUUGCGGGAGAAGCACAUUCAGGAGGUCGUGAACCUUCAGGCUCAACAGAACAGGGAGUUGCAGGAGAUAUACGAACGGCUCCGCUCCAUCAAAGACUGCCGAUCAGAAUCCUCCGACGUCUCCCUGCAACUGUCGUCUCCGCGCCGGCCAAAGUCUUUCAAAAGCAAGCUGCGUAGCAGGCCCCAGUCUCUCUCGCAUGUGGACAAUGGCAUUGUCGCUGCCGAAUGCUGUUGCGCUACCACUGCUGCCUCGGUGAUAGACUAUCAGUUGAGCAUUCAGGCCCAUUUGCUACACCAGAGCUGUUCCCAAGCAGAGACAAGCCAAGACCAGCUCUGCAUUGUCAGCAGCACCGCCUCUUGUCAGCAGACUACAGCCAGUAAGAAAGGGAUGUUCACGGACGACUUGCAUAAACUGGUGGAUGACUGGACAAAAGAAAAGGUGGGGAACUCCCUUAUCAAGCCAAGCCUCAACCAGAUCAAACAGAACAAGCACCGGCUGGACACCGACAGCUGGAGCAACGUAUAUGAGACAACAACCUCUACAGUGGGCUACACAUCCACGUGGAUUUCCUCACUUUCCCAGUUCCGGGGGACCGUACCAGCUGCUUUGCCCCAAGGACUUCCCCUGUCACCCUUUUCUGGCACGCUGACGCCAUACGGAGUGCCCCACGUAUGCCAGUACAACACCAUGACGGGGACAGCUUACCCAGUGCAAUGGAUGGGCAUUUCAGGGACAGCCCAGCAGUCCAUUGUCGUCCCUGCUCAGCCUGCGGGACCAUUUCAGCCAGGGAUAAGCAUGCCAGCAUUUCCAACGUCACCUGUGCAAAACCCAGCUCCCAUCCCCCCAGGUCCCAAAUGAAGGUGGAUGGCCAAAGGAUGAUAGAGAUGAGGACUGUGCCUAUAACUCAUGAUUCCAUUCCUCUGCCUUGCAUUCUGCGGCCUGGAUUUGUAGGGGUGGGGUGGGGGUGAAUUCCCCAAUGCAACAAUCUGGUGGGAGUGAUGGGAGACUGCCUUUGCGUUCUCCUCUUUGAGUACUUGAUGUAAUUUUCUUUGGGGGGGAAUGUUGUUGUUGUUUUUUAAAGUACCUGAGAGAGCUUUGGCCUGUGCAUCUCAUUGUUCCUGAGGUGGACAAGCAUGCCCAUGUGCUGCUUUUUAAUGAGACU
Molecule: messenger RNA, 9004 nt
Organism: Elgaria multicarinata webbii
Lineage: Eukaryota; Metazoa; Chordata; Lepidosauria; Squamata; Anguidae
Gene: WNK3
Product: WNK lysine deficient protein kinase 3
Exons: 29
Coding region: 373-8700 (2775 amino acids)
Biological process (GO): monoatomic ion homeostasis; protein phosphorylation; positive regulation of potassium ion import across plasma membrane
Cellular component (GO): cytosol; cytoplasm
Molecular function (GO): ATP binding; potassium channel inhibitor activity; protein serine/threonine kinase activity
Source: RefSeq, a predicted model, not a curated record